UCUCUAACCUAUGUGAAUUAGCUCCAAGAGAAGGCAAGAAAAGAAAACUUGGAUUAGAGUUUUAAAUCAAGAAGAAAAAGGUGAUUUUUGAUUGCCAAAAUCAAGAAACAAAAAAGAAAGAAAAAGAAAAGUCAGAGAUUAGGGCACAAAAACAAAGAUCAAAUCCAAAGUCUGAGUCAUACAACACAAGGAUCAAUAUUGAAUUCAAAGAUUUCAAUCCUUUAAAUACCUCUUUGGAUUACAAGGGACUCAUCAAACCAGCCCAAGUGAACAUAUCUUCAUUCCUCCAUCAUCUAGUAUCUUAAUCACCAACUGCUAAAAUGUCAAAGAAGAUGCAGACCUCAUCAUCACUUCUUCAAGACUUGUUCAUUGGAAAUCCAAUCAUCUCAGCAGCAUGUGAUCAGCUUCAGAAAUCAGUUAACAGAUACUAUUUGCUAGACUCUUCCUCUACUCAAUCCCAAUAUUCAACAAAAGCAUCAAAGCAAAGCAGAGUAUAUUCAAUUCUAAACAAACUUAGAAGGAAGGGUGAUGAUAGUCUUUCACGAGGAGUCCAAGAACAUGUGAGAAUGGCACCAAAGAUAUCUGAAAGUCUUAAGGGGAAGUUGAGCUUAGGGGCUAGAAUUCUUCAACUUGGUGGAAUAGACAAAGUGUUUAAGCAAUUCUUCAAUGUCAGAGAAGGUGAGACGCUUCUAAAAGCUUCGCCAUGCUAUCUUUCAACGACAUCAGGGCCUCUAGCAGGUCUGCUGUUCAUCUCAAGUGACAGGGUAGCAUUCUGCAGUGAGAGAUCAAUCAGAGUGUUUACAGGGAAAGGCCAAAUGAUGAGGAUUCAUUACAAAGUUUCCAUUCCACUCAAAAAGAUCAAGUGUGUAAACCAAAGAGAAAAUGUUGAGAAGCCAAAACACAAGUAUAUAGAGAUAGUUACAAUGGAUAACUUUGAUUUUUGGUUGAUGGGAGUCAUAAAGUAUCAAAAAACUUUGACAUGUCUUGAACAUGCCAUUUCUCAAGCUUAAGAACAAUGUAUGUAUAGCUGAAGAAGCUACCUUUGAGUUAAUUAGGAUGAAGAAACAUGUACAUUCUGAAAUGAUGAUUUGUUGAUUUGCAAAUCAAAUAUUUUGUUUGGAUUAAUUUGAUAAUGUAUGAAGGAAAUUGAAAUUAUUUAUAUAUCUAUU
Messenger RNA from Arachis ipaensis, 1169 nucleotides. RefSeq names its product GEM-like protein 4. The record is from RefSeq and is a predicted model, not a curated record. NCBI's taxonomy places the organism in Eukaryota, Viridiplantae, Streptophyta, Magnoliopsida, Fabales, Fabaceae.